Molecule: messenger RNA, 378 nt
Organism: Clonostachys solani
Lineage: Eukaryota; Fungi; Ascomycota; Sordariomycetes; Hypocreales; Bionectriaceae
Source: the annotation of a GenBank genome assembly
AUGAAGGUCUCUACCAUCUUUACUUCAUCCCUUGUCCUGCUUGCCUCAAGUGCCUUUGCGUACCAGGACCUUGCCGCUCGGGGAGAAGAUCUUGUCUCCAAGGGCGAGUACCUUAUCGCACGAGGAGAGUACCUCAUCGCUCGUGCCAGUAAGGCUGCCCCCGCCAAGGGCAAGGGCGGCAACAAGUCCGGCCAUGUUGGAGGCGCUGAGGGUGGAACCUGUGAGGUUCAGCCAAAGGGACCAGGAUUCUGCAACCUCAACACGGGACACCGAGUUGCUUGCGAGGCGCACGCAAAGUGUCUCCCAUCGAAGAAGGGUUGUGGUUGGACUCCCGGUCGCCAGCGAGCCGACUGUGGUUUGGAGGCCGGCCGAAUGUAA